Messenger RNA from Dentiscutata heterogama, 148 nucleotides. The record is from the annotation of a GenBank genome assembly. Lineage: Eukaryota; Fungi; Glomeromycota; Glomeromycetes; Diversisporales; Gigasporaceae.
UUUCACCUUCGGGGUUUUGGUUUUACCGGAAAUUCUGAAAUUCGAAACUUCCGAAUUCGCAACUGACGAAACUUCUGACUCUUUGAGAAAACCAAAUCUAACGAAACUAUUUAUAAUUUUUAGGCGUAUUUGUGUUCGAUGGCUGUAG